Messenger RNA from Poecilia latipinna (sailfin molly), 2599 nucleotides. RefSeq names its product transforming growth factor beta regulator 4 (gene fastkd4). NCBI's taxonomy places the organism in Eukaryota, Metazoa, Chordata, Actinopteri, Cyprinodontiformes, Poeciliidae. Gene Ontology annotation, biological process: mitochondrial RNA processing; regulation of mitochondrial mRNA stability. Gene Ontology annotation, cellular component: ribonucleoprotein granule; mitochondrial matrix. Gene Ontology annotation, molecular function: RNA binding. The record is from RefSeq and is a predicted model, not a curated record. The transcript is spliced from 11 exons. The coding region runs from base 291 to 2195 and encodes 634 amino acids.
UUCUAUCAUUUUAAUCUGCUGGAUGAGGAAAAAGGACUGGCGGUGUUUUAGUGCGUCUCCUCAUUUCCACACAAGGUCAGGUUCUGAUGUUACAUGAUAGGACCAUGUUCAGUGUUGGCUUUGGAAAAAAUAAAAAAUAAUUGGAAGAAACAUUUUCGGAUACAGUCACAGUGACUCUGAUGCAGAACUUGAUAUAGUUUUUUUCCACUGUGCGAGUCUCCGAUCAUUAGUGGGAUGUGUGUUUUUGGAUUGUGAGGAGAUUUCCUCUCCAGUCUCACCGCUCUGAACGAAUGGCCAACCGCCUGCUGGGCAGAUGUGCCCACUUAAUCUGCAAGUCUUCCUCUCAGGCUGCAGCCACUGGCACUGCUGUCCGCUUUCAGCCACCCUUAGGUGGACCUGUAGAGGUACCGAGGGUUAGAAACUGGUUAUGGGUCACUGAGAGAUUGUUCUGCGAGUGGACGGCGACCAAAGAUGAGCCACAUCACAAUGUUCUGGUGCGAACUCAUCUGUAUGAGAUGAUAGAGAAAGUGUCGGCUCCAGACGAGGUUUUGUCUGCUUGGGAACAGUACGGAGGGAGUGGUAAUCAGGCGGCUGCCUCCCUGGUGAAGUGGACUCAGCUGAUGCUAAAGACAAAGGAGAAGUUUACAGGAGACCAAGAUGAAGUGCUGACAGAUUCAAGGCUGGUUGAAAUGAUGAGUACUCUAUCAAAAGAUGUGUCAUCAGUGUGGAAUGGCAAUCUGGUGAGUGUUUUGCGGUCCCUCUGGAUCAUGAAGAUCCCCACUUCCCAUCCAGUGCUGGGUUCUGUCCAAACAGAGGUCCGGUGGAGAGUCCGAAGGCUCUCCUACAAGCAACUGGGCUUCCUGAUAGACUGGGGAGUGGCGAGGAAAGCCCCACAAGAUGUAGCGAUCGUGAACGCUGCCUUGAAACAGCUGGAGCUGCGCUGGACGGAAAUCGCCGAUACCAAAACCGUCAGCGCUUUGAUCUCCAAAGGAGAGCACAUGGCGCCUGCUUUGGUGGACAGACUUGAAGAUAAGGCAUUAGAGCUCUCAGAGGGCUUUUCAGCUGAAGAUAUCAGGAAAGUCUGUGUAGCACUGGCAGCUCAGAACCGCAGAAGCAUCCCAUUACUCAGGGCCGUGUCCUACCACCUCCUCCAGAAACCCUCAUCCGAGUUCACCACUCCAUUAAUAAUGGAUCUGGCCUUCGCAUACGGAAAGCUGAAUUUCAACCAAUCUCAGGUUUUUCAGCGAAUGGCCAGCGAGUUGCUACCCAGAGUUCCUGAGCUCAGCUCCACUGACGUCACGCGCUGUGCCAAGUCUCUGGGCUUCCUCAAAUGGCUCCACAUUCCUCUCUUUGAAGCCUUUGCUGAGCACUACACAGCGAAGAGUGAAAAGUACAGCACUUUCCAGCUCUGCAAUCUGCUCAUGACUUUUGCCAGGCUUGGCUUCCAGCCCACCAAAGGAGAGGAGUUUUACAGAAAGGUUCAUGUUGUGUUGAAGGAGUCUCUCGCGAGUCUGGAGCCUUUCCUGCAGACGGAUGUGGUGUGGUCCCUGUGUGUCUUACAGCAGGCCAAGCCCGACUACCUCAUCCCUAUGACUCAGACAAGUCAUGUUACCAACCUGCAAGAGGGCAGCCCAGCUCGAGUGGAGAGCUACAGACUGAAGCUACUGCACGUUGCUGCCACUCUCGUCUUGGAGCAUCCCGGUUCCUCGGACGCUGUCCCCUCUCUUAGUGUCCUGUCUGUCUCAGCUACUAACUCGUCCUUAUCCAAACUGCAGAGCAGUCUGAGAGAGGCGUUGCAGAGUUUGUUUGGUGGGACUACGGGGGCCCUUCGCACCGGUGUUGACACCGUGUAUGGAUGGACAAUUGAUGGAGAGAUUGUUGUGGAUUGUGACAAUAAACCAGUCGACAUGACAAAUCUAAAAGCCCCUCAUUUACCAAGUGGUGGAGGAACCCAGGAUUUACCUGCAGAGACACGGCGAUUAGCUUUUUUGAGUUGGGAAUUUCCCAACUUUGGCUCCAAGAGCAGAGACCUGCUUGGGCGCUUCGUCAUGAUGAAGAGGCAUCUCCAGUCGGCCGGCUUCAUCCUAGUGGAGGUGCCAUUCUAUGAGUGGUUGGAGCUGAAGACCGAGUGGCAGAAACUGGCGUACCUGAAGGAUAAAAUGGGGAAGGCCGUGGCCGAGGACAUGGCCAAGUGAUCGGAACGACUCUCCCAAAGCUCAGCUCGAUCAGAGCUUUCCCAGUCCAGAGGGACCCAAAGGGAAUGCACUCAUCCACCCACGUUCACGCUGGGGUCGGAGCUGCGUCACAUAUUUUAUUUUAUUUUUUUUUGUGCUCUCGUUCCCCUGGCAACAUGUGGGGCUUUCCCUGUUUCCAUGGUGACGACGAGUAAAGAGUUUAGGACGAGGAGAGAGAUGUAAAUAAACACAACAGAGAUAUGAUCUACUCAAGAACUUUGUCUUUACAUCUGCAAGGGGAUUGUUGCAGCCGAAGCUCCGGAGUAAGGGGAAAUAUUUGCUUCUCAUUUGGAUGUAACUAUCAGAAUAACUUAUAUCGGUUAAUGUGUGUCAUCAUAUGAUGGAAUAAAUAGUUUAUUACAAUU